Molecule: messenger RNA, 3429 nt
Organism: Tachysurus fulvidraco (yellow catfish)
Lineage: Eukaryota; Metazoa; Chordata; Actinopteri; Siluriformes; Bagridae
Gene: aspa
Product: aspartoacylase
Exons: 6
Coding region: 190-1131 (313 amino acids)
Molecular function (GO): hydrolase activity, acting on carbon-nitrogen (but not peptide) bonds, in linear amides; hydrolase activity, acting on ester bonds
Source: RefSeq, a predicted model, not a curated record
AAAGCGGAGUUAAAGCCUCGAGCGCCACUCGGACUUUUAAAUCGUGUUACAUAACGUGCUUUCCAACUCCUCUCGGAGUGACUACAGACACCACCCGGAGACUACAGUCUGACCGACAUCUCUGUAAACUUUCAUCCCACUUUAGUGGUUCGUUCUUCCGCAUUUUAACCUCUCGCAGGUGCGCGCGCUAUGAGCAGUGACGUGCAUUGUUUAGCCGAAGCGCAGCGCGUGGCGAUUUUCGGCGGCACGCACGGGAACGAGAUGUCCGGCAUCAUGCUCGUGUCCAUGUGGACCAAAAACGACAGUGAGAUCCGCAGGAGCAGAGUUCACACCGAGCCCUUCAUUUGCAACCCCAGAGCUGUGGAGAAGUGCGCCAGGUACAUCGACACGGAUUUGAAUCGAGCCUUCACAGCGGAAAACCUGAGCAUGCCAGAUGGAGACAAGCUGCCAUAUGAAGUUCAGAGAGCCAAGGAAAUCAACCAGAUCUUUGGACCUAAAGGAAGCCCAGAUGCCUACGAUGUUAUCUUUGACCUCCAUAACACCACAUCCAACAUGGGCUCUACGCUUAUCUUGGAGAGCUCGACAGACCACUUCAACCUUCAGAUGGUGCAUUACAUCAAAAAAGCCAUGGCUCCGGAGAGCUGCAUGGUGCUGCUGAAUGAACACCCUCAGCUCAAAUAUGCAACCACCCGCUCAGUGGCCAAGCACUCUGUCGGUCUUGAAGUGGGUCCGCAGCCUCAGGGAGUUUUGCGGAGCAAUAUCUUUGAGUCCAUGCGGAUGAUAGUGAAGCACGCGCUGGAUUUCAUCGAGUUGUUUAAUAGUGGCAUGGAGUUUCCAGCAUGCCGUGUGGAAGUGUUCAGGGUGCACGAGAGAGUGGAUUAUCCAAGAGACGCAAACGGCAACAUCAGCGCUAUGGUACAUCCUCACCUACAGGAUUGUGAUUGGGAGCCCCUGAACCCCAGCGACCCAAUGUUCCAAACAUUUGACGGGAGGACAAUCGUGUACGAGGGAGCCGGUCCAGUCUACCCAACGUUUAUUAAUGAAGCCGCCUAUUACGAGAAGCACCAGGCCUUCGUUACAACCUGCAGGGAAACACUAUCUGUUAAUUCCAUUCGAAAAAACACCAAAUAACAAUCUGCAUUCAAUUCAACAAUCAAAUAUCACAAUAACCAGCACAAUUAGAGAGAGAGAAAAAAAAAUCUGAUCUCUAACUUACAUGCAUUCUACCAUGCCUGAAAACUACAACUACUCUCAUGUAUAAGUUUUUUUUACAGUUUUUGUAGGAAUCUUUCACUUACAACAAAUCAAAUCAUUUAAACAAGUCAGGUUAAUUAUCUAUUUACAAUUUCAAAGAACAAACAUCGGAUAUUUUUAUAUUAGUUUUAAAGUUUGUCAUACCUAAACGUUUUAUGGUGCAGUUUAUAUUUAUACAAUUCUAAAUCGUUUCUAUUUAUACUUAUAUUCCUAGAUAGUCGUUCUACUUUAACAAACGGAACACACGGAAUAUAUGAAGCUAUAAAAUUUGGAUUAGCUUGGAAAUAAAAAAGUAGACUUUGAUAGUUCCUAGAUUCUAGUACAUUCUUCAGCAUGCCUUUGUUGACUUCCUUUAAAGACUCAGAAGUGAGUGUUACGUACGUAAGGAAUAAAACACAACGAGGCACAACAGUUCUCAACUGCUCAUAAAUAAAAAAAUGUAGUGAUACCGAGGAAUGUUCUUCGGCGUCAAGAUUUUCUUCGGCAUGAAACUUGCUAGAAUGAAGUAAAGUAUUUAUGUUUAUUAACAGCUUUAUCUAACAUUAUAGCCAUUUUCUGAAGGAAACCAAAGUCUACAGUCAGAGCACAGGAUCAUUUAGCCACAAAUCACAUGAUUGUUUGCUAGUUUUGUAGUGCAGAAAGUUCUGUGGGUGGCCGGUUAGGGUGAUCUCAUUUCACUUUUUUUUCAAUUUUGUGUUAAAAUGUGUUACUCCAUCUUAAUCGCAAUAUCAGUUUUUCUUCUUUUUGCUUUAAAUGCAUUUGGCUAUUGAAUUAGUUGAAAUCGGCAGGAUUAAAAUACACCAUUACAUACACACACACACACAUAUAUGUGUGUGUGUGUGUGUGUGUGUGUGUGUGUGUGUGUGUGUGUGUGUGUGUAAUGGUGUAUUUUAAUCCUAUAUAAUAGAUAUAUAUAUAUAUAAGGUUUGAGAAUGUUGUGGGACUAAAAAAAGGCAAAAUUGUCAUUUAUCUAAUAUGGAAAUAUGUUCCAAAUAUCUUUUUUUUAACAUGCACAAUGUGUUUUACCUUACAAACAUGUUUAAUUUUAAUUCAUUUGUUCUGUGUAAUAUCAUCAGAACACAAACGGCACCGAGUCAUGGGGUCACGCUUUAGCUUUGCGCAUCAGUACAAGAAUAAAUAAACAGAAACUAGUAAAGGAAGUCACUGUCUAGACAGUGCCUAUCAUUACUGUAACAUGAAUAUAAUAGUUUCACUUCUACUUAUUCUUGUUAUUGUUAUUAUCAUCAUUUGGCUCAGUUACUUUGUCCAAAAUGCUAACUUCUGACUGCAAGGGUUAGGGUUAGGGUUAGGAUUUACCUGUGGGAUUUAUCCCUCGCUUUUCUCUCUACCUAAAGAGAUUGGCACUUUAGUUUAAAAGCUCUUUUAACACAUCCUCAUAGAUCGACAUCCAAAACAUCAACUUUCUUGCUAAUUCACUCCUAAUACGUGACAAUAUUUUUAAGGGAACAGUGAUUUUAACGGAUUAAACGAAAAUAUACCUCCAACCAACAAAUUAGCCUCACUGAAUAUUCUAGCAUAUAUUUGUUUCUUUGCACAAUAAGUUUAAUGCAAAAUAAUUGCCAUUUAAAUUCAAAAUAAUAAUAAUAGACGUACAGGCUGAAAAUUUGGGCUCAAACCGAUUACCAGACAUGAAGAAGACGAAUCAACGAAAUAUCUUGAGCUAUUGGUGGUGUUUUGCUAAUCAUAGAAAUUUCUAGAAGGCUCAGAAUUGUUUCAGUUUCCUGUACACGGUUGUACACGUUUAAUACCGAAAUAUGAGUUUUGUCCUAUAUUUGAAAAUUGCACACUAUUUCCACUGUGAUAAUGUAACACUUUUAGUAAUAAAUGAAUUUUUUUAUUAUCAUUAUUAUUAUUUUUUAACAGAAAAUGCUCACUGACCUAUGCAAAGAAUCCUGUUCUCAGUAAUGUAGCACGUAAAUAUAGUGCUCAUGGACAAUCUGUUUAACGUUAAAGAUGUUAAAUAUGGGUGGAAUAUGUGAAGUUUUAAUUUUCAAUUAGAUUGUAUAUUUUAGUAAGCUAAAUUACGCACAUUUUUAAAAUAUAUAUAUAUUUUAUUAGAUUACUUAUAAGUAAAUUGUUCUUCAGCUGCUGUCUGUUCCCAUUGUUCUGGAUUGCACAUAUUUAACAAUAAUAAAAAUUCAUAUUUUGAUCUUG